CGUUCGAGACUACAUUACCCACGAUCCCCCGUUCCUGCAUUUGUCGGAUUGUGCUGGGCGAAAAAAGCGUAAUAUUGUUCCAAUGAUCGGGAAUCAAUAACAUCCAAGCCAUCUACAUAAAUCAUCCAAUCAUAAAACAAAUUGAAUCAAUUCUCUGACUACACAAAGAUUUAUCCAGAAGCUUGGAUGUUUGUGUAAGUGUAUGGAAAAUGGGGCACUUUUGCACAGCGGGAGACUGAUGAAGGUCAUGAGGAUACAACUGAACACAUCAAAUGGAAUAGAGCAGUCUCUCCUCUCUGACAGACAGCAGUCAUGGAAGCUAAGGAAAAUGGGUCAGUGGACACAAAAAGCUCUGUGGAGAAUGGGCAGCUUACUGAUCCUGCGCACUGGGCUGUGGCGGAUGUGGUCAAUUACUUUAAAGCAACAGGGUUUGAGGAGCAAGCCAACGCUUUCCAGGAUCAGGAAAUCGAUGGCAAAUCCCUUUUAUUAAUGACUCGUAAUGACGUUCUAACCGGACUAUCAAUAAAACUGGGUCCUGCACUGAAGAUAUACGAGUAUCAUGUCAAGCCUCUCCAAACCCAACAUUUAAAAAGUACCGUCUCGUAGCUGCUGCAGACAUGUGGACACAUGGAAGACAAUCACGCAGUGCAGGGUAACUGCAGACAGAACUAAUACAUUUUAUGCAUCUUGAUAAAUAAACAUGGUGAAUUUAUUGCUUUUAAGGUCUCAUUCUGCUGUACAGGCACAUUUACAGUUUCAGCUGACCUAUGUUUAACAGUUUGUUCCUUCAGAUUUGACUUUGCG
Molecule: messenger RNA, 804 nt
Organism: Pimephales promelas (fathead minnow)
Lineage: Eukaryota; Metazoa; Chordata; Actinopteri; Cypriniformes; Leuciscidae
Gene: samd13
Product: sterile alpha motif domain containing 13
Biological process (GO): negative regulation of DNA-templated transcription
Cellular component (GO): nucleus
Molecular function (GO): histone binding; chromatin binding
Source: RefSeq, a predicted model, not a curated record